GUAAGAAAGGUAGAUUUGAAAUAUCAGUUAUAGAGGGACGUUGGUUUCGUCGGUGGUAAGAAGUCGCGUCCCUUUCGAGUUUUAUCAAGUUUCUUCUCGAAGUGAAUCAAGUUUCUCCAUUAUUUCCUUUAAGGACACUUUUAUAGAUUUACGUUAAAAACUAAAAUUGAGCAAUAAAAGUGAACGAUAACAUGGCCUUGAUGCUCCAAAAUUUAAAAUUAUCUUCAAACAUUCCUCCAGAAUAUAUGGAAAUGGCGCAAAACACGUUGUAUAAAAUGCAAGAGCAUAUUGAAGGGCGCGAUCAUAAAUAUCAAUGGAGCUUGAAUGAUUUUGAAAUUGGGGCCCCUCUAGGACGUGGAAAGUUUGGCCGAGUCUAUCUUGCUAGAGAAAAGACUACUCGUUAUAUGAUAGCCUUAAAAACUCUUUACAAAAUAGAAUUAAUAAAGGGUCGCGUUGAGAAACAAGUUAUGCGGGAAAUUGAGAUACAGUCGCAUUUACGGCAUCCCCACAUUCUUCAAUUGCUAACUUAUUUCCAUGACCACAAACGAAUUUACUUGGUAUUAGAAUUUGCUGCAAGAGGAGAACUUUAUAAAGAGCUAAAGCGUCAACCCGGAGAAAGAUUUAACGAACAUCUCUCGGCCAAGUAUACGUAUCAAGUAGCCGAUGCUCUGGAAUAUUGCCAUAAAAAUAAUGUUAUCCAUAGAGAUAUAAAACCUGAAAAUUUAUUGCUUACGUAUAACGGUGACGUAAAGUUAGCAGAUUUUGGAUGGUCGGUUCAUGCACCUUCGUCAAAACGAAGUACAUUAUGUGGAACAUUGGAUUAUUUACCUCCUGAAAUGGUGACUGGUCAAACGUACGAUAUAUACGUCGAUCAUUGGUGCCUCGGGAUACUCUGUUAUGAGUUUCUAGUCGGCAGACCACCGUUCCUCAGCGAUUCUCAACAAGAAACUUACGUUAAAAUAAAGACUUUAAAUAUACAAUGGCCAGAACAAAUAACGCCCGGUGCCAAAGAUCUUAUUUCAAAGCUAAUCAAAAGGAAAGGUUCUGAGAGAAUAUCACUGGCAGCUGUAAAGAAACAUUUUUGGAUACAAGAACAUAAGGAUAAUCCAUAAUGAUAUUUUACAAACAUUGUCUCAUAUAAAGUAAUAUAACUAAUAAUAUAAUGGAUCGAUAGUUGUCGCGUUAUGUUUCAUUUUGUAUAAAUGCAUAAUUAUUUUUCAUACGUAUGUAUAUAUAUAUAUAUAUAUAUUAUACCGUCCUCUUGUAUAAAACCGUAACAUUUUUAUACACUAUUAUAGAUGCGAUGUGACGCGCGAUAUACAUUUAUAAGCCCUCUCAGAUGGACAGAAGGAGAAUUAAAUUCUACGAUCUUUUAUGGCCAAUUUAAAUUGAUGCCUGUAACAUCUAAUGCUACAAUAUCUACUUCCGUAUUCAAAAGAUCACAUAAACUUGGCUUUGUUCGUCCAAAAUCUCCAUGAACGAAUUCUUUGACAUAAGUACCUGCUUGGGUUUUUACGUCCAAUACAAAAAAAGUGUUAUCGUCUAUGGGUGCGUUUGGUAAUUCCUGCGGUUUCGCCCAACGAGCACGCAUGUCGUAUAUGAAACGUACACGGGGAGUCAAUGGACGUCUGUGAAGAACUCUGAUCGGUGUUUUUUGAAUUAUUUUCACGUUUUUUAAUUUAUUUAAAGUUUCAAGGCUUGAUUCGUCUUGUGGUGCUCUGCGACAUACGCAAAGUGCUCGAUAAAAUUUUGUUUUAACAUU
This is a messenger RNA of Vespa velutina, 1762 nucleotides long. It is a transcript of the gene aurB, whose product is annotated as aurora kinase B. The record is from RefSeq and is a predicted model, not a curated record. The transcript has 7 exons. Bases 192 to 1112 code for a protein of 306 amino acids. Gene Ontology annotation, molecular function: protein kinase activity; ATP binding. Gene Ontology annotation, biological process: regulation of cytokinesis; protein phosphorylation; mitotic spindle organization. Lineage: Eukaryota; Metazoa; Arthropoda; Insecta; Hymenoptera; Vespidae. Gene Ontology annotation, cellular component: chromosome passenger complex; spindle pole centrosome; spindle microtubule.